This is a messenger RNA of Quercus lobata, 2364 nucleotides long. Its product is annotated as C2H2-like zinc finger protein. The transcript is spliced from 2 exons. The record is from RefSeq and is a predicted model, not a curated record. NCBI's taxonomy places the organism in Eukaryota, Viridiplantae, Streptophyta, Magnoliopsida, Fagales, Fagaceae. The coding region runs from base 338 to 1963 and encodes 541 amino acids.
UCCAACUACAACACAAACAAAAAGAGAGAGAAAGAGAAAGAGUCAUGGUUUUGCUUUGAUUGUUCUUCAUAGGCCUCUUCAUCGCCAUCAUUAGCGAGGCCCAGUUUUGAAUUAUCUUUUCAAAGCCCCAUUAAAUUUGUUUUGAACAUUCAAAGAGUGAGAGAGAGAAUAAUGGAAAAUGGAAUUUAAAGGGACCCCUUUGUUUGGUUUGGAUCUCGUACUUCACCGAACUGUCACAUCUGACCCCUUUCUGAUUCUUUGCUUAUCAUCACCACCAGAGAAAAAGCAAGAAACUUCCUGAUCUGUUGCUGAACUUCUCGAUCUGGAUAUAAAAUCAAUGGAAGAAGAUCAGCAAAAGAAGUUUGUAUGCAAGUUUUGCGCCAGGAGGUUUUCGUGUGGGAAGGCCUUAGGUGGUCACAUCAGGACCCACAUGAAUAAGAAUUCAGCUGAAGAAGAAGACGAAGUAGAAGUGGAAGCUGAUGGUAAUGUUAAUGCUAAUAAUGUGGUAAAGUUUCAAUCUUUGAAUGGUGGAAGGAGGAGCAAGAGAGAUUUGUCAGGGUUUGAAGCUGAUGGUUUGGAUUCUGGUUAUGGUCUUAGAGAGAACCCCAGGAAAACUUGGAGGUUUGUGGAUUCAAGUAGUGCUACUUUAUUGCAGGAAAGGGUGUGUAAAGAAUGUGGCAAAGGUUUUCAAUCUUUGAAAGCUCUCUGUGGUCACAUGGCUUGUCACUCGGAUAAAGAGAAGCUGAUUAGCAAAUUUGAGGACAAUUCAUUGAUGGAUAGUCACUCAGACACUGAGACAUCGGGUCCAACACAACUUAGGAGAUCGAAAAGAAUGAGGUACAAGGCUGUUGAUGCUUACCCUUCUGGUUAUACUAUGGCAAAUGGUUCUUCAUCUGUGUCUGGGAUUGAACAAGAACAGGAAGAGGUGGCUAUGUGUUUGAUGAUGUUGUCUAGGGACUCUGGUCAAAGAAAUGGUUUGAAUUCUUUGGCAGAGUCUUCGGAUAACAAUUCAGUGGUUUUAGAGGCCAAAUCAUGUUCUAUUGAUGUGAAAAUGAAAAUUACCAUGAAGAAUAGUAGGAAUUGUGCCUCUAACAUUAAUGAGAUUGUGAAGCUUAAGAAGCAAAUAGACAAGAAGUUGAAAACUUCUGAGAUUAGUCUUUCUGACAAUUCUGAUUCUGGGUAUUUUAGGAAUGGACCCAAAAAGGCUGAAUCAGAUGUUUCUGUUGAUGGGUCUUAUUGGGGUGACGGAUUUAAGAAGCCUAAAGUGUAUUAUGGAUCUGGGAUUGGGGGCUUUGAUUCUGAAUUGGGUAAAAGUUCAAGCUUUGAAUUAAGGAAGGAGUUGAUCAAUGAUGAAGGAUAUGGUCCAGUUGGUACGGAGUGCGAUUUAAGAAUGAAAGCUAAAAAUGAUUCUUUCAAUGCUGAAUUUUCAGAGGGCUCCAGCAAGAAGAUAAAAAAUGAUUCUUCCAAAGUUAAAGGUAGCAAGAAUGCUCAUAAGAGAGGCAAAUAUGAGUGCUUGAAUUGUAACAUGAGCUUCCACUCUCAUAGGGCUCUCGGGGGACACAGAGCUAGCCAUACAAAGAGCAAUGGCUACUGUGAGGCUAUAUAUGAGAGCGGCGAAAAUAGCACAGGCACUGGUUCUCUUGCUGUUCCAAAACCUCAGAGUAAACAUGUUGAGUCCUGCAGUGUGAAAACCUCAACUAGUCAGAGUUUCUCUGGCCAUUCUAAGAAAAGAAUGGGGCCAAGGAAAAGCAAGGGGCAUGAAUGUCCAAUCUGCUUCAGGGUUUUCCGGUCGGGCCAAGCUUUGGGUGGUCACAAGAGGUCCCAUUUUAUUGGAGGUUCUGAAGAAAGAACUUUGGUCCUCAAGCAAGAGCUCCCUGAGUUUCAUGGUCUAAUUGAUCUUAAUCUUCCUGCUCCCACUGAUGAAGAGGCAAAUGGGGAUGAUGCCCAGUUCAUGCCAUGGUAGGUUGCAAGCAGAAACAAGCAAUGAGUUGCUGGUGGGUAACAUUGAUUUAUAUAUUUUUAUUUAUUUUUAUCAAACCUCCAUGAGAUGCAAGAGAUGCAAAGGUGUACAGACAAGUUGGCCAAUUUCUUUUCCUUUUUCACUUUGCUUCAGAUUCAAGAAUGUUCGGUUGAGGUAAAUGUUCCAUUGUUGCUCCUGGCCUGUACACAGCAGUUUUUCUUGCAUUUGAAGUUCUUCAUUUCUUUUAAGUUCAUUCGUCUAUUUCAUUUGCAAACUGCCAUAUGUGCACCAAAUUAGUUCUAUAUUUCUUCUUUAGUAUAACAUCUUCCCUGAAAACUACUUCAACUAGUGGCUUUAAACUGUGAUUUUUGGUCCCAAUUUUGUCUUUGUGGAGACCCUGAAUA